UUUAACAGACACUAAAGAGGGGAAUUGAGCUAUAGCGAUCGACAGAAUGUUCUAGAAUGGUCAUGUGAUGUCCGGAGACCAGUUAUGUCGCACUUUUAAAAAAAUACUCUGACGUACUUGUCUGUUUCUUAUAGGAGUUCGUCCGCCGUCGUAAAAAAUAAACAGGUUUAAUUGUAAAAUAGCGUUUCGGAGUUGCUUAUGCUAUAAAAAUAGGGAGGUUUCGAUGCGAUACAUUUUAAAGGAAUAUUUUCUUGGCGUUAAAGCCGCGAGGGGGAAGAAGGGAGCACGUGAAGGGUCUUGUCCAAUGGGAUUGGGCGCUUUCAGCAGGAGGGUAUAAAUACCAGGCGGUUGCCGUGAGAGACGUCCGCCAUUGUUGACUAACCUUUCAAAGAAACAGAGUAAUUUCAAACGUAUACAUGUAUGUGACGUUAAUUUGUUCUGUUGGCGUGAAAACUAAGCUCAAAACUCUUUAAGUCGUUUUCAAAGAGGUUUUUUUCCGGGCGCAAAGCAUCAACAAGAUCCUUCGUUUGGUGAAGUUUUCCAGCAGAGCUCAUCCUGCACCGCAACGUCUGUCUCAGUUCGGCAGUUUUAACUUUGUUGUUCCCGAGACGGAAAGUGGCACAGACAGUGGAUGUGUAAUGCUUGCUGAGCUGCCUAGGCGUAGUUGCAAAAGCCCUUUCCAUACUGGUCACCACUCCCUGGAUCGGCUCAGACGAUGUCUGAUGUGAAACACCCACAGAACUUCACCAUGAAUGGGAAUCCCCCUCCCCCUGAGUUCAAGAACCCCAAAAAGCCUGGGCGCCUCACCAAUCAGUUGCAGUUCCUAGAAAAAGUGGUGAUUAAGUCCCUGUGGAGACAUCAAUUCUCCUGGCCUUUCAGACAGCCUGUGGAUGCAGUCCGACUCAAUUUGCCAGACUAUUAUACAAUCAUCAAGAACCCUAUGGACUUGAGCACCAUUAAAAAGCGUCUUGAUAACAAUUACUACUGGAAGGCAAUGGAGUGUAUAGAAGACUUCAACACCAUGUUCACAAACUGUUACGUGUACAAUCGGCCAGGAGAUGAUAUUGUUCGGAUGGCUCAAGCUCUUGAGAAGCAUUUCUUGGAGAAGAUGGCAAAGAUGCCUCCAGAGGAGUUUGAGAUCUCUGCUCUGACAUCUAAAGCUCCAGUGAAAGGAGGAAGGAAGUCAACAGCAGUGUUAAAGAGGCCACAGUCUCCUGUGUCUGAGGUGGUUUUCCAACAAACAGUGACCGUCAUCCGUCCAGAUGCUCUUCACACAAUUCCCUCUGCUCCCCUGUCUGCACAACUCACAGCCAAAUUGAAAAAUGGUGUGAAAAGAAAAGCAGACACUACUACCCCUUCUGCCUCUUCCAUCUCCAGCUAUGAGUCGUCCUCUUGUGUAACAGAACCAAAAGUCCUUAAGUUAUUCUCCAGGCGAGGCAGCGGCCGACCCAUCAAACCUCCCUGUAAAGACCUUCCUGAAUCACCACCACAGCAUCAGGUGGGCAGAAGGAACAAACUCUCAGAGAGACUCAAAUACUGCAAUGCCAUCCUGAAAGAGAUGUUUGCCAAAAAGCAUUCUGCUUACGCCUGGCCCUUUUAUAAGCCUGUGGAUGCAAAGGGACUGGGCCUUCUUGAUUAUCAUGAAAUCAUUCACCAACCUAUGGAUAUGAGUACCAUCAAAAAAAAGAUGGAAGCUCGUGAGUACACAGAUGCAUUGCAGUUUGCUGCAGAUAUGCGGCUCAUGUUCUCAAACUGCUACAAAUACAAUCCACCCGGUCAUGAGGUAGUGACCAUGGCAAGGAAACUUCAGGAUGUUUUUGAGUUUCGGUUCUCCAAGAUUCCUGACGAGCCGAGGAAUUCAGCCCCAGCCUCUAGUCAGAACAGAGUAAGGAAGGAGAGAGCACAAAGUCCGUCCAGCUCUGAGAGCAGUGACAGUGAAUCAUCGUCUCCAUCAGAAAACUCCUCCGACACAGAAGAGGAUGAAGAGGAGAGAACACAAAGGCUCGCCAGCCUGGAGGAACAGCUGAAAGCAGUACGAGAGCAGCUCCAGUUACUGACCCAAACACCUCUCCUGAAACCAAAGAAAAGGGAAAAGUCCAAGAAGAAAAGGAAGAAAGAGAGAGAGUCCAGUAAACGAAAAGGUGAAGAAAUGAAGAAACCGGCAAAAAUACAGAAGAGGUCCAACAGCAAGUCGUCAGGGUGGAAGGAGAGCAGAGCAUAUGACUCUGAGGAAAAGAUGAAUGCUUUACCCAUGUCUUAUGAGGAGAAACGGCAGCUGAGUCUAGACAUUAACAAGCUUCCUGGAGACAAGCUUGGCAAAGUAGUGAAUAUCAUCAAGGCCAGAGAACCCUUGCUCAGGGACACAGACCCUGAGGAGAUCGAGAUCGACUUUGAGACUCUCAAACCUUCAACCCUUCGAGCUCUUGAGUGCUAUGUUGUCGCUUGCCUCCAAAAGAAACUGAAAGAAACUGACAAAAAGAAGCUCCAGAAGAAGUCUAAAAUCAAGGAAAUGGACAAAGAGCUACAACACACGAAUGGAGAAUCAAACGAUAAAAAGGCCAAAAUUGAAGCUUUAGGGGAGUUUAAAGAUGCGAGCCAUCCAUCUCGUUUGAGUGACAGCAGCAGCAGCUCGUCCAGCUCUGACAACAGUAGUAGUGACUCUAGCUCCUCUGAUAGCUGUGACUCUGAUUCAGAACAGAAAGCUAAGAGGAAGCAAAGUAAAGCCCCUGGCCAUGCCCACAAAAAUGAAAACAAGGCAUCGCGGCAGGCCGUUGCUGAGGUAAAGGAUUCUUCUUCUGCCUCGGUCGUGACAUGCCAGUCUCGCCCAGCGUCACUAGUCUCCGAGGCAGACUCCAAAGACAUGUUUGCGUCACAACAAGCAAAGCAUCCUGCAGAGGACAUCAUCAUGGCAAUCACAGCAUUACACAGCCAACUGCCGCCUCAGCCAUCCAGACCUAGUGACAAAGCUGCUCCGCUACCUCGUAAAACCUGGACUGCCCCUUUACCACUCAACCUACCUCCAGACCAGGCUACCAGUCCUUUAUGUAACACUUCUGCCUCCUCCCCCUGUAAUGACAACACAGCCACCUCACCCAAAUGUUCCCAAUGUUCCCACGUGUCGAUUCCCCCACACCCAACCACUUCACUCCUUUCAGACCCGUCGUUCCCCCGUAGUCCCUUGCUCGAUCCUCUUGACCCGCAGGUCUCUCGGGUUGGCCCCCCAUCGCCUGCUGCUGCAGAGAAGCCUCCAUAUAAGUCUGAGCAGGAAGGCGUCCCUCCUCUUCUGUCACCACUGACCUCACCUCCUGCAGCCAUGCCUGUCAUAGGAUGUCAGCCUACCUCCAGCUCUCAGUUUGAGCAAUGUAGAUUGUUGUCACCUCUGCAUGAGAGUCCAUUAACCAACAUGAGGGAUGAGCAAAGCUGCCCGGAGACACUGGAAGAGCCCUCUGUUCAGCUGCACAAAAUGCACGGAGCCAAGGACGAUGGCAGUGAACUAUGCAAGCCCAUUCAAGAUACCAAAUCCAACCUGCCUAAAAAGGAUAUUGUCCUAAAGCAUGCAGACUCCUGGACAAGCCUGGGUAAGAUGGCUACUCAAACACCUUGCCCAAUCAAAUCAUCCAAGGAAAGUUUCCAGCAGUUUCGCAAAGUUGCCAUGGAGAAAGAGGAACGAGAGAGAGCUCGUAAACUGCAGAUUGAAGCUGGUCGUGAGAAGAGCAACUCAGACAAAAGCGGUCUGACGCAGCAGCUCCAGAAAAACAAGCUGGACUGCCCGCCUUCAAAGCCAGAAGUGGAGUCAGCAGAGCUGCCCCUGAUGGCGGCCAUCUUGGAUACCCCCAAAGCCCCUGAGCCCUGCUCUCUUCCACAGAGCUCUGUAGACCGAGAACGAGAGAUGGCUCGCAUGAGAGAGCAGGAGCGCCGUAGGAGAGAGGCUAUGUCUGGAGUCAUUGACAUGACCAUGCAGAGUGACAUAAUGGCAACUUUUGAGAAGAACUUGGAUUGAGAUAAACAAAUAAAAAAAAAUUUGCUUGUGUAUUGGCGCUACUGUUCGGUGAACAGUGUAGGCCGUCUUUUCCCUUACCAGACUUGCUCCAUGAGUCCUGGCGACUGAAACGGGUCUUUAGUCUUUUGACGGUCAAAAAUACUGCAAUACAGCUGCAUCACUUUACAUUUGUACUAAGUUAGCUCUUGUAAAAAUAAGAAAACAGUCGAGGACUGACGGUCGUGUAUGAUGUUGUAAGACCAAUAUUUGCGCCAUUAAUAGUGUUGAGUGUAUAUUCUUGAGUUUUCGUUAUUUGGAUCCGUUUGAAGCUUGGAUACAGAAAUGCCUGAACUGAAAUGCUGCCGAUUGUCUGAGGUAGUUUGGAAAGAGAAACAUGUCUGUCGUUUCACAACAGUUUUUGUGUUCUUUAACAUGGUUUGUUUUGUUUUUUUUGUUUUUUUAUACUGAAGAAUGUUUACUUCUCUUUAUUAUUAUUGCUAUCUGAUUCUUUGACACAUUCCAUCGACACUUCUGCUGUAUGAAUAUUGCAUAGCUGGUCGUCUUGCGCUAGCUGUUGUGAGAACUGUAAAGGAUAUUCCUGUGCAGGGCCCUGUCCCUGUUUAUCCUACUAGUUGGUAAUUCAUGUAUUUGACGUAAAGCAGCAAUUUAAACAGAAAAUAUGCUGGCUGCGUUAAACCUGUCCUGUUUAAAUAUAUAUAUAU
Molecule: messenger RNA, 4701 nt
Organism: Sinocyclocheilus rhinocerous
Lineage: Eukaryota; Metazoa; Chordata; Actinopteri; Cypriniformes; Cyprinidae
Gene: brdt
Product: bromodomain, testis-specific
Exons: 21
Coding region: 716-4000 (1094 amino acids)
Biological process (GO): chromatin remodeling; regulation of DNA-templated transcription
Cellular component (GO): chromatin; nucleus
Source: RefSeq, a predicted model, not a curated record